This is a messenger RNA of Octopus sinensis (East Asian common octopus), 486 nucleotides long. RefSeq lists its product as uncharacterized. The record is from RefSeq and is a predicted model, not a curated record. The transcript has a single exon. NCBI's taxonomy places the organism in Eukaryota, Metazoa, Mollusca, Cephalopoda, Octopoda, Octopodidae. Bases 1 to 486 code for a protein of 161 amino acids.
AUGGCACCACCCGGUUCUGUUUCGUACGAAGUUUUUAAAAUCACGCUGAUAAACAGAACCUCCGAAUCGCAACAGCUUCUGAUAUCGGAAGAAUUGGAUGACAAAACGCCAUCCCAGCUUCUUCGUAGAAUGAAACAGCUUCUCGGAGAUGAAAGCCUCCCAGAAAAAAUAUUAAAGCAGCUUUUUCUCCAGCGUCUGCCCUCCAAUACCCAGGUUGUUCUCACUUCUACCAGAGAAAAUACACCCAUUGAAGAACUGGCGGAGCUAGCUGACAAAAUAGCCGAAGUACUGCACAAAUAUCCAACGGUAUCGACGGUGACGCCAGCCGCUCCCAGUACCAAUCCUUUCCAUGCACAAACCAGUUCUUCCGAGAUUUCGGACUUGCGUGCAUUAAUGAUGCAGCAAGCUGCUCAAAUACAGAUCCUCACAGCCCAAAUGCAGGCCCUAAAGCUUAGUCCCCAGCGUCGAAGCACCAGCCAAUCGUGA